Molecule: messenger RNA, 10405 nt
Organism: Papilio xuthus (Asian swallowtail)
Lineage: Eukaryota; Metazoa; Arthropoda; Insecta; Lepidoptera; Papilionidae
Gene: apolpp
Product: retinoid- and fatty-acid binding glycoprotein apolipophorin
Exons: 58
Coding region: 96-9998 (3300 amino acids)
Biological process (GO): lipid transport
Molecular function (GO): lipid carrier activity
Source: RefSeq, a predicted model, not a curated record
GCUUUCCGGUAGCCACGGGAGCAACACGUCAAUAGUAUUGUUAGAUUAAUUAAAGACUGAUACAGAAUUAAGUGUUAAAAUUAAACCCCUGCAAAAUGGGGACAAAUAGAAUAAGUUAUACGACACUUAGUGUUUUAAUAAUACUUGCUGUAUUAUGGAGACCCGCGUAUACUGAUAAAUGUUCGCUAUCAUGUCAAGGAUCUUCAUCAUCACCAACGUUUCUCCCCGGCCACACGUACAACUAUGGCGUGGACGGUGCCGUCUCUGUGUAUGUGACGGGCGCGGAGAAACAGCAGACCGGCGUCAAGAUCUUCGGCCAGGUGUCAGUUAGCGCGCAGGGCAACUGCGGGUACUCGCUUAAAGUCAACUCCAUGACCAUAUCUGGGCCUGACGGCAAGAAAUACCCGUGCCCGAGUGGCAUUGACAAGGUUGUGCGGUUCAGUCUGCAAGAUGGUCGCGCGGGGGCUGAGAUCUGCGCUGAGGAGGGAGACACGCGCCGCUCGCUCAACAUUAAGCGAGCCAUCAUCUCGCUGCUGCAGACUGAGCAAAAACCAUCUACUCAGGUGGACGUAUUUGGUUCAUGUUUCACGGAGGUGUCGGCGUCGCAGGAGGGUGGCGCCACACUGCUGCACCGUAGCCGCGAUCUCUCCCGCUGCGCACACCGCGAGCAAGGCCGCAACGACUUCAUCACCGCUGUGUACAACCCGACUGCCGAAAUCAAGAACACUCAGGUGCUCCAAUCAACUUUGAACGUUGAGUCAAAGGUAAACAAUGGUGUACCUGAGAAGAUAUCCGCCACCGAAGAGUACUUGUACAAGCCAUUCUCCGUAGGAGAGAACGGCGCGCGUGCAGAGGUCCUCACUAAACUUACGCUCUCUGGAACAACUCAAGGCGGUGCUAACCCAGGCAACUGUCCCGAGCGACGUACUAUUAUCUUUGAGAAUCCGCACGGCGCCGUAUCUGAUCAGAGCAACUUGAGAAACGCUCUCGAUGCGCUCAAAGAAACCAGCAAGUCCUUACAAUCUGAAGCCUCCGAAAAAUCUGCGGGAAAAUUCGCUCAAGUCAUCAGAGUCCUUCGUAACACCAACAAGGAUGACUUGAUGAAGCUUUUCAACCAAGUGAAAGGGAACAGCUUAGAAAAACGCGUGUUCUUGGACGCUCUUCUCCGAGCUGGCACAGGCUACAGCAUCGAGGCCUCUAUUCAGAUCCUCAAAGGACGGGAACUGUCGGGUCUGGAAGAAAAACUUGUCUUCCUCUCUCUUGGAAACGCCAGACACGUCAACGAUGAAGCCAUGAAAGCGGCUGCUACCGUUUUGGACCGAGCUAACAUUCCCAAAGAAGUGUACUUGGGCGUCGGAGCUUUAGCGGGCGUGUACUGCAAAGAGCACAAUUGUCAUUCGAGCAAGUCUGAAGGCAAUGUCGCACUCAGCAAGAAGUUGGCCGCUAAACUACAAAACUGCAAGCCUAAGACCAAAGUCGAAGAGGAUUACGUGGUUGCCGCGUUGAAAGGUAUCAGAAAUAUCAGACACUUGGAGGACAAUCUCGUAGACAAGGUGGUGCAGUGCGCGGUCGACAACAGCGUUAAGGCGCGAGUGCGGGUCGCCGCCCUCGAAGCUUUCCUAGCUGACCCUUGUGCUGCUAAGAUUAAGAAAGCGGGUCUCGACUUAAUGAAGAACAGACAACAGGACUCCGAGAUCCGCAUAAAGGCAUACCUCGCAGUAAUCGGCUGCCCGUGCGGCAAGUCCGCCAGUGAGAUCAAGAACCUUCUAGAUUCUGAGCCCGUACACCAAGUGGGCCGUUUCAUCACCACGUCUCUGCGCCACAUCCGCUCGUCUGCCAACCCCGACAAGCAACUCGCGCGCCUCCACUACGGUCAAAUCGGAACGCCGAACAGGUUCAAUGUUGAUGACAGGAAAUACUCUUUCUACCGCGAGGGAUCCUUCAACCUGGACGCUUUGGGCGCCGGCGGCAGCGUGGAGCAGACCGUCAUCUACUCACAAGAUUCCUUCUUACCUCGCUCCGCCAGCCUCAAUCUCACUGCAGAGAUCUUCGGUCACAGUCUCAAUGUGCUCGAGAUUGGAGGACGUCAAGGUAACCUGGACCGUGUUAUCGAACACUUCCUGGGACCUAAGGGUGUACUGCGCACGCAGAAGCCGCAGCAGAUCUACGACACCCUAGUUGAGCGCUUUGAGAAGUCCAAGGACAAGGUGGAACAUGGCAUCGUCCGACGCCGGCGCUCCAUCAAGAGCGAAGUUGAUAACUUUGACAAGAAAAUCAAAGCGGAGUCAGCGCCGUACAACAACGAAUUGGACCUGGAUGUGUACUUGAAGCUGUUCGGGACCGACGCGGUGUUCCUCUCGCUAGGUGAUGACAAGGGUUUCAACUUCGACCAUCUCCUCGACCAGCUCAUCAGUGUGCUGCAUGACGGCGUCAACAAGGCUAAGAACUUCCAGAACGAGCUCCGUGGACACCUUCUCUUCUUGGACGCGGAGUUGGCAUACCCCACAUCUACCGGUCUGACCCUGAAGUUGGACCUGGUGGGCGCAGCCACUGCACGUGUCGAUGUCGCCACCUUCAUCGACAUCCGCCAGUGUAUCAAGAACCCCGAGAACGCAAAAGUCGACGUUAAACUCGUUCCCUCCACCGACAUUGAGGUUUCUGGCGUGAUGAUGAUCGAUGCGGACGCCGUCAGCACUGGACUUAAAGUGAUCACCAACUUACACUCGUCAACUGGCGGACAUAUCAUCGCUAAGAUGAUCGAGAACGGCCAAGGAUUCGACAUCAACUUCGGCCUUCCUUUAGAGAAGCAAGAAAUAAUUGUGGCCUCCAACGAGCUGGUAUACUUUACUGCGGAGAAAGGUCAGAUGGAGAAGGUAACUCCGGUAAAGGUUGACACGCAGAACAAGGAGUACAAGGGCUGCUUCGACCAGUUGUCUGACAUCAUUGGACUUACUUUCUGCGGCGAAGUGUCGGUUCCAUUCACAGUAUCGGGACCAGAAGCGCAGGCGUCAAUCUCCAAAUUCCUAGCUCGCUACCCGCUGACCGGACCGGCGUCCGUGAAGCUUGUGUUAGAGAAGAACAACCUGCGCGGCUAUCACGUCAAGGGCGUGUUGCGUAGGGACGCCAGGGCAGGAAAAUACGGAGUCGAACUUCUUUUCGACGCACAAGGCUGUAAAUCUGGCCGUAUACAAUUCAACGGUGACGCGGUCUAUUCUAACGAUGAGAAAUCGUUGAGAUUGGCUUUGGAUUCGCCUACCAUAGUUCUCAACGGUGAAUUAGCCCUUUACACUAAAGCAAAUAGGGAAUAUUCAAUUCUGGCCAAAGCUAAGGCGGACGCGCUAGAGUAUUACGGCAGGGUAGGAUUCGAAGCGCACAGGGAAGGUUCCAACAGUGUGUACAAACCGGUCUUUGAGUAUUCCUUGCCCGAUAACAAAGGAAAACAAGUCGUUAAGGUAGACGGUCAGAUUACCCACGACACGAGAAGUAAUGAAGUCAAAUGGAAUCUAAGGAACAUCAACCUCGCUUUCGUCCAAUCAAACGACCCUCUCGACUUAAAUGGGCAAUAUAAGCCAGUUCCUAAUGGUUACGAUUUGGAUGUUAAGGGCAAGAUGGGUCAGCACACCGUACUCUUUGGCUCAUCUCUCAAGAACUCUGAAUUCAAAGUCGAAUUCCAAAAUACUCUAAACCCAUACAUCAACUUCAAAAUCAAUGCCCACAUCGAAAACAACAGAGAGGUAAUCCACAACGACAUCGACCUGUGGUACAGUGGUGAUCUUCGUAAUUCCGAAAAUAGAGUAACUCUAAACCAAUUCUACAAACGUUACCAAGACUCAAAGGAAUUCAGCAUCAUCACUAAGAACAAAUUUGAAAUUCACUGCCUUCCAUUGAAAGCAAAAGUAGAGGCCCAAAUAGACAGCAAGAAAGUUGAUAUCGAACUGGAAGGUCAGUAUUUGAACCGUAAAGCGGAAUUAGACUUAGAAGCUAGAACUCACGUCAAGAAACCUGGAGACUACAGCCUGAAACUGAAAGCUGAAGUGGACCGCCAAGGCGUGGAAGCCUUCGCUAAGAGGGACAUCGUAUCCGCCGAUAAAUCUAACUUUGAAAACUACAUCACUAUCAAGGGCGUAGGAAAAUACGAACUGUCUGGAGUAGUGCUACAUAGAAAUAAGGCUAAUGACAUGAAUGUUGGCGCUGUCGGACAUCUCAAGGUCUCUGGUGGUGGAAAGAACGAAGAUAUCAAGUUUGAUUUUGGAGUAAUUGAGAAUGCUAAUCUUUACUCGUCGCACGCGAAACUUUCUUCAAACAAAGGAGAAUUCCUGGACUUCCUCUUCAAGGUGACCCGUGGUGCUAAUGCCAAUGGACAGUUGAAGUUCAUCCUUAAAGACUCCAUCUCCGCUAAUGGACAGUUCAAAGUGACUGACAAUGAUGGCAAAGGCAAUGGAAUGAUCAUUGUUGAUUUCCAAAAGGCACAACGUAAAAUCAAGGCCGACAUCAAGUUCGUGGUGAAGGACCCCGUGUACAACGCCGACGUAGACGUCUUCCUCAACUUUGAGAAGGACAACAAUGACAAAAUUCACAUCAGUACCAACAACAAGAAGACUGAAAAAUCCAUCGAUUCAAAGAACAAAGUAGAGUACGCCGGCAAGAGGACAGAGGUCAACGUACACCAGAGUGGAGACUUGGACUCCGGCAAAGCCAACGCUAACGUGGAAGUGGUGUUGCCAACUGAGAGGUGUCUCAACUUGAAGUUCAACAGAGACGUGACUGACAAGGACAGUACUCUGAAUGGUAACGCUGAGCUAACCUUAACCGAUUCUGAGCGUCGUGGCGCCGCUGGCUCCAGCUUCACUUACACUGGCAAAGUCACCAACACCAACUUCGAUAAGGACACGUUGGACUACGAGGGUCAAAUUGUACUUCGCCUGAAGAACGGCAAGAAUCUCGUCAACGCAUUCACCUUGAAGAACAUUCCCACUGGAGAUGGAAAGUUCAAGGGUGAUUUCAAGAUUGACGUGACGGGCAACCUGAUACCGAAGCCAGCCUCGCUGUCCGGCAGCACCACCUAUAGUGAUAACAUACUGGAUGAGACUUACCGACUGAAGGGCAGCUACGGCGGUGACGUUGGCCUCGAAGUCGUAGGCAACUGGCUACUCAAGACCGACGGCGGUGUCAAGAAAUACGUCGAUGACAAUACUGUAAGCUUAAGACUUCCGUUCGAGAAGGCUCACGACAUUAAAUGGGUCUCGAAUGUACAAUUCAUACAACCAGAAGAAAAAGACUUUGCCGAGUUUACUGUGAUGGAAUCAAUACAAGUGAACAGCGAUGUUUACAAAAUCGACUCGACCGGUAAAGUGUCCCUCAGCAACGGCAAUGCGGAGAUCAAGGUACUGGUGCCUCACCACGACCCGCUGGUCAUCCACGGCAACUACCAGCUUUCCGCAAAGAAUGACGUGAAAGGCAUUGAGGCGGAGGUGCAAGCUCGCUACGGCAAGAUCAAACGAGACGUUAAGUUGGUGGUGAAGGCUCCCCCACGGGAACUGGACCUGCUGCUGGUGGCCACUGCUCCUGAAGCCGAGAAACUCAAGAAGCUGGAACUUAAAGUUAACAACAAGAACCCAGCACCCAACACCUACAGCAACGUGAUAACCAUCCAAGCUGACGACCGCGUCUACAAGACCGAAGGUAUCGUCGUCUACUCCAGAACACAGCCUCUCUUCGACUUGAAAUACACCAGUCCAUCUACAACUAAACCUAGCAGGUUGUACGUGAAAGGUGAGACCAUCAGUUCGACUCACGGUAAACUGGAGAUGAAGGUCGAGAACAUCAAGGAUGUCGACUUUGACGUGACCUGUGAGGGCAACGUGCAGAAGGAGAACGUGAACUUCAAGGGCCAGGCCAACUCUGCUGCUUUCGGACUUAAGAACUACAAAAUUGAGAUCAGCAGCAAAGACGACGGCAGCGGCAAGCGGCUUGAGUUCCACGCUGUUAAUGACAACAAGAAUCUACUAAGCGGAAGCACCUCAUUCAUCAGCAAGCAAGAGGGCUCGAAGACUAUAAUCGAGGGUUCCGGAUCCAUCAAGGUGAAGGAAGACCAAAAACCUGCAAACUUCAAGUACAUCCGCACUAUCCUCAGCGACGGCAGUGAGACAUUCUUGAACCUGGCGAUCGGCGAGCGCAGCUACGUAGCGGAGUCCCGAGUCACUGAGUUGGAGUACAAGACCUCAUACCUGUACUGCGAGGAGAAGAAACAGUGCGCCAACAUCGACUUACACUCUAAGAUCAACGUCAUCAAGCCAGGACACAUUGAGCACCUUGUGAACGUAGACUUCGAUCUACGCAAGCUAGGCUUCGCACCCGAGUUCGGUCUGCAGAUCUCCAACGAAUUUUCCGAACAAAUGUUGCCUAAGUACUUGCUCGAUCUGCAUGUCAACAAGAACGAUAAGAAAUACCACAUGCACGUCUACUGCAAGCCUGAAACUGGACUGAUCCCGGCCGGUAUAACCGUAACCAUCCCGACUCGAGUCCUGGCUCUGGAGUCCCAACUGCGCUACUCGCCGAGCGGCGUCCUGUUAUUCCCGGUGCACGGGGAGGUAGCUCUAUACCCCGACAAGAACAGACCACAGCAGAAAACCGCUGCCAGGGUCAGCAUCAGUGCCGAUACGUCAGACUUGCAUAGCUCCGCUGUCGCUGAUUUCGGAUUCAGUCACCCUAAACUUGGCGAGGAAUUGACACUCAAAGUAUACACGAAAUUGGACCGCCCGCAAGAAAACAGUCUCAAGAUCGAAACUUCUGCUGUGCUUUCACACAAUUGCUUUGGAGGCAAACGUGAGUCAAAGAUAUGCUUAGAAGUGAACCCAACUCACUUGAAAUUCACGUUCGACACGCCGCUGGUAUCAGUGAUCAACCUGGAGGGCUCUGCGAUCGUGAAGGACAAUCUACAGCAGGGAGACGUCAAGUUCAGUCUGCUGGAAGGCAAGCCGGUGCAGAUGCACGCUGUCGCCCGCGACUUCCAGUAUUACGAGUUCACCACCGGAUACAGCGACGAAACCGAACGCAAACUGUCGAUUAUCGGUCACCUGCAGCCGGAGAAGCGAGUGGACGUGUCGGUGGACAUCGUGUUGCCUGGACACAAGAAGAGCAUCGCUCACGGCGCCCUCUACCUGCAAGACAAUAUCGUCAAAAGUGACUACGGACUGUCCAAAGAGAACUUCAACUACUUCGUGAACGCUCUGAAGAACGAUCUGACGAAUCUACAAGGACGCGUGAAAGAACUAGGAGAGAAGAACAGCGAGGAGUUCAAACGCACGUUGGAUCGCAUUAAGCCUACAUUCAAGAGAUUAGAACAGUCCUACAAGGAGGACCUGGAGAAACUUGUUCACGAGAUCACUAAUGAUGAGACACUAAAGGAAAUUUCCGAAGCACUACACUACGUGGCCCACUUCUUGGCUAAGAUUAUCGACGACUUACUGAGAGUUACCAAACCGAUGGUUGACAAAAUAACAGACCUUGUCACCGAUCUGGCCGAGAAGACCAAGACUAUGUAUGUUAAACAGUUGGAGCCUCAGAUCAAGGAGCUGUACGCCAACAUAGCUGCGAUUAUAAACGAAUACUUUGACGGUCUCCUGGACACCGCCGCGCACUUUGCUGCACUCGUCAUUGACUUCUUCGAGCGUCACAAGCCUGAAAUAGAAGAGCUCACUAACACACUCACUGAGAUCUUCAAAGACUUGACCAAACUACUGGUUGCUCAACUGAAGGAAUGGCGCGUUAAGUUGUCCCAGAUAUGCGAGGAGCUCUCUCGCCAGGUCAGCGACUUGCCAAUCAUCGGAAUUCUGAAGGAGAAAUGGCAAGAAUUGGCUGUACCAGAACAAGCGAUUGGCAUCUUGAGACAAGCGCAAGAACAAAUCCGCCAAGUGUUACCAACGGAAGACGCCAAGAACUUCUCGGACGAGCUAUUCAAUUACAUUUGCAAGAAACUGCAACAGGAGAAGAUCGAUGAGGUGGCGUCACUACGCGUGCUGUACGAGAAACUGGCGCUUGCGGUGACCUCCAUGGUGCAGUUCGUGCGCACCGGCCUCGCUAACGCAGGCAUCUCGCUCCAGCCCACAUUCACACCGAUGUCUCUGCCAAGCUUCGCGCCGCUGUCGUUACCGUCUUGGGGCGGCGGUGCUUCCGCCAGCUUAUUCACCCAACUGCUGCGAGGAGAUCUGCCUGACCCCCUGGCCGUCGUCCGUGCUUACAGGCCUCGGUCACUCAACCCACUUGACGAGAUCCCGGCGAAAUUGCGCGCUGUGGUGGUCAACGGCCAGCACAUCUUUACGUUCGACGGACGCCACCUUACGUUCCCGGGCAGCUGCCGCUACCUGCUGGCUCACGACCACGUCGACCGCAACUUCUCCCUCGUACUGCAACUGCAGAACGGAGCGCCCAAGUCGAUCAUUCUAGAAGACAAGAACGGUGAUACUAUCGAAAUUAAGGACAACGGACAGGUUGCACUGAACGGAGCCAAUCAUGGAUUCCCGGUUAUGCAGAAAGAUUCCUUUGGAUUCCGUCAGCCAAAUGGUAACCUUGGACUGGGCACGGAGUACGGCCUGAUGGUCUACUGCUACGGAAAACUUGAGGUGUGCUACAUUGAGGUGAAUGGCUUCUACCUGGGCAAGCUGCGCGGUCUGCUCGGCGACGGCAACAACGAACCUUACGACGACUUCCGUAUGCCCAAUGGAAAGAUUUCAACAUCGGAGUCAGAGUUUGGUAACGCGUACCGUCUAGCGGGCAGCUGCGCCGCGGCCGCCGUGCCCGAGCACAGCCACCACCAGCUGCACCACAUGCAGCUGCCUGCCGCCUGUGAGAUGGUCUUCGGAGGUACCUCGCCACUCCGGCCAUUGUCACUGCUACUCGACAUCGCGCCCUUCAGACAAGCUUGUAUCCACGCCGUGUCCGGUGACUCCGAGGAGGCGGUGCGUCAGGCGUGCGCGCUGGGCCGAGGAUACGCCGCGCUGGCUCUGACCGGCCUGCUGCCCGCCGUGCUGCCGCCGCGAUGCGUCUCCUGUACCGAUGCCGACAAGGAACACAACGUCGGGGACACAUACGAACUGAAACUGCCGGCUAAACAGGCCGACAUUGUCGUCGCUGUUGAAACUACUGUGGGCAACGAAAAGAACUACAAGGAGUUACUGGUACCCCUGGUGUCGCAGUUGAUCGAUGCUCUGAAGAAGAGUCAAAUCGGUGAUAUCAAGGUUUACCUGGUCGGCAUCACCUCCAAGUUCCCCUACCCCAUCCUCUACGAUACUGACCUGAAACUGAAGAACGCUAAGGUGCAGUUCACGGACAAGAGUCGCUACGAGCAAUUCGAGACGAUCAAGACUGGCUACGAGAAGGUUGAUGAGUUUGAAGAAAAGGCCGUCAACCUGGUUGAUUACAUCAGGAAAUCACUCGGCAUCACGAAUGUAUUGAGCGGCUACAGGAGCCUGUUGGAUCUGCCACUGCGUCCCGGCGCCGUGAAACACAGCAUCAGUCUCGUCUCCGACCAUUGCCAGAAACAGGACUUACUGUUGUCGACAUUCUGGUCAGCGCUGUACAGCACCAUAUACAAGGAAAGUGCGCAUACACACUCCAUCAUCACAAACACGCCCGAACUGGCUGACGGCAAUGACAAACUCAAGAAUGCUGCCGGUUAUACCAAGCAUUCUGUGCUGAUUUGUGGCGACAAGAAACAUAAGGAGAACGAGGCUCUGCGCGCCACCAUCAAACGAACUGACAAUGAAUGUAUCAACUUUAUUGAAUCGACUGAUGGCUUCGUGUUCUCUGCGUCCAACUACGAGGCGAUGAACCCUGGUAUGCAGAAGCAGUUCCUGCAGACAGCGGCAGGAGCCAUCAGCAAGGAGAUGCUGCGCGAGGUCCUUGUGCAGGAGUGUACCUGCACUUACGUCGAUCCCUACCGCGUACGCUCUGUCUGCUUCACCAAGGAGAGGAAGGAAGCGGCUCGCAGAAGGAAGUAAACGUACCGAGCGCCAUCUGUGAUCAGAACCGAACAAUUCUUACCAAAUAUUCUUUAGUUAAGUAAAUGAGCUCUAACGAGACUCGACGGGGAAUCAUUUGAAAGCGUGAAAAGGACCGCUUGUAAUUUAUUAAAUUAACUUCAAGAAAUUAUUUAAAGUAGUGUUCAAUUUAAAUUAGUAAAGUAAAUAUAACUGAAAAUGUACGAAACAAUGUUUAUUUGAGUUUUAAAAUCUCGGAUUCCGUAACGGUCGAGAAAACUUUACCGAGUCUUGUUGGAGCUCGUAGACCCCAUAUUUAGUUGCCAUGUUUUUAUGAAUAGAGCCUAUUUAUAACCGUAAUAUGCAAAAUCAAAGAGGUAUUAAAGUAAUCGAUCUUUGUAUUAGAAUAAUAAACAUAUAUUAAUAUA